GCAUGCAUGCCUACAGCAUGAGGCAUGAGAUUCAGAGAUUGAACAGCAGGGAGUUGGCGUUACCUCCGGUCAGAUGUGGUCAACUCAGCUUGGAGCGAGCAAGCCUCUCGUUAUCACCACGUUAGUUGUUAUGCGUUGACGGGGCAUCACUCUCCCGACCUGUCCUCCUGCAUUUACCUGGCCCUUUGAGCCAAGCCUACGCGCCUAUCAGCUUUUUAGUCCUUGCUCGCUCGACUUGAGAAUAAGGUCGCGGUAUUAUUCUUUCAAGGUUAUUUCCUUCUCUUUAAGGCCUUUAUAUUCAGAUCCUAUGGGAGUUUUUAUUUUCACGGCGUUGUUUUGGACCUUAAGUGGAGUGGGAUGCCUGCCUCUAUCCUCCUCUCUACAGGUUGGAAAGGUUGCUGACUGUAUUCAGGACUCCCUGAAUAGUAAUGGCGGUGUGCCACAUCCUGGCUGUGACAAACUGAAAACUGAUGAUGCUGUCCACAGGCACCAGGGUCUCCUGAGGGAGCUGCAGGAGCUGGCCCAGGAGGAGAGGGAAAGAGAGAGAGACUAUGGGAGGGAGAAAAAGCAAAAUGAGGAGAACCAGGCUGAGGGAGAGAGGGACAGAGAGAGGAGGGAGGAGGAGGAGCAGAAUGAUGACCAGAAGGACACUGAGAAAGAAGAACUGAGAGAGAAAGAGAUGAAGGCAGAAGGGGUAGAGGAGGAGAAGGUGGAGAUGAAGGACAGAACGAAUGAGGAGAUGAGAGAAGAGCCCAGACUGGAGGAGAAAAGGGGGGAUGAGGAAGAGAACGCGAAGGAGCUGGAGGAGCUCUUCUCAAAGGAGCUAAGGAAGAUAGGAGAGGAGGAAAAAGAGGACAGGGAACUUGAGGAGCUGCUCAAGGAGCUGAAGAAGAAAAGGUAUGAGUCGGUGAAGGAGAAAGAGCUCCUUAGUGGGUCAGAAGCAGAGGAGGAGAGGAACAAGGAUGAGGGGGAGGAGCAGAAAAAGGGAGAGAAAGAGCAGCUAGAUAUUCUUGAGAUUGAAGAGAGGAAACGCAGCAAGGAGAGGAACAACAACGAGGUGGAGCUGCUGGUGGAGAAAGAGAAGGUGGAGCGGGAGCUCAAGGAGCUGCUGGAGGAACAGGACAGCAAGAACAACGUGGAGAAGGAGAAAGAGAGGGAGGAAAAACAGGAGGAACUAGCGGAGCUCCUCAAAAAGAUGAAACGUGUGCAAGAGGAGGAGGAGGAGAGAAAAGAGGAGGAGAAGCGAGAAACUGCCGGGGAUGAGGCUAAAGUGGACAAUGAGCGUGAGAAGGAGGGAGAGAUUCGCAAGGAAUUGGAGAAGGUGAAAGCGGGAGAGAGUGAGGAGGUUAAGGAUCCUCAGCAGAAGAGAGUGAUGGAGAAAGCAAGUGAUGAGUCGACACGUCAGUUUGAAAAGGAGAGGAACAGGGACGAUGACGAUGAUGAAGAAGCAGAUGAGGCAGAUGAGGUUGAAAACAAUGAGGAUUGGGAAGAGGAAGAGGAGGAUGAGGAUAAAAAGGAGGAUGUUGAGCAGGAUGAAGGAGAAGAGCUUCUGGAGAUUGAGGCAGAGCUGCGAAAAGUGGCUGCAGAGCUUCGGGAGCUUCACCGGGGUCGUUAAGUUCUAAAUUACACACACACACACACACACACACACACACACACACACACACACACACACACACACACACACACACACACACACACACACACACACACACACACACACACACACACACACACACACACACACACACACACACACACACACACACACACACACACACACAAGACAGACAGAUAACGACCCAGUGCAGCACUCUCUCAUGCUAUCACACACAGAAACACACACAACUAACAUGCUUAGUAACAUAGUAUAAUCAUAAUGCUUUUGAUGGGAUGUAGUUCUGUAAGUAGUUGCAUUUGAGUAAAAACAAACAAGUACACUUCUCCCCAUCCCUGCAUUCAGAGAUUACAAGCUCUUUAGAUGUGUCUUUCUGUGUGCUGCCAUUAUCAAAGAUUGUUUAGUAGGCAAGAUGUACAACCUUGCACAUGUAAAGCUAUCGUUAGUCUACAUCUCUUGAUACAAGGUCGUUAAGUGGGAAAGACAUCUCCUUUACGGUAUGUCUCGUGUAUAUAUUUUGUGCAAUAAUUAAAAAUCUAUGUGUGAGAUUUGUUAUGGUCAUUAAGACUGUUAAUGUAAGCAAUUAACUUACACUGUUAUUACACUGUUAUUACUGUUAUUACAAUUAACUUACACUGUUAUUUAUAAUAUUGACAUAUUGAUUUCUGUGAUUGAUUUCCAUGUGUAUAUGAACAAAAUGUGAGGAUUGUGCUAUCUGGCUAAUGCACUGUUAAUAUCAGACUGUUAAUUAAGAACUGGGGUGACACUCAGAGACAAUCUCCAUUGCAUACUCCUUGUGUAUUCUCUCCUCACCUCCUUCUCAAAACCCAUUGGAGGAGAAGGUCAGAGAGGAGAGCGUCUGUCUUUCUCAUCCAAUGGGUUUUGAGAAGGAGAUGAGGACGUGAGGAGUAUGCAAUUGAGAUCUUCCCUCAGAAAGAGAUGGUGUGUGACCACAGAAACCUCUUUAGUAUUGAUGUACAGUGUGUCAUAACAUAAUGUUCUAUAAUAAGAAGAGCAUGAUUGUUCCUGAAGUUUAUUUUUUUAAUUUUUGCAGUUCGGGUCACCAAGGUGGUCAAGAGUCAUAGAAAUAGAAUGAAUGGAAAUGUCCAUUCUAGUAAUUAUAUUUCUAUGGCCAGGGUGGCACCCCAGCUCUUCUCCCAACUUUGCACUCCUAUCUUAACCAGCCAAGGAAGUCUAGCGAGGGGAGUGGCAUCACUAAGACAUCUCUGGUAUGUGGUCCUAAUAAACAAUGACAGUUGUAAAACUUUUUUUUAAGUUGGCAAGAUAUUGAUGUUCACCGUCAUCCUUUUUCAUAGUUUGGGAUCUCCACUGUUACGCAGCCAUGUUUGAAUAAGAAAUAUUAGGAAACAUGUUAAAUCAAUAUAAGUUGCAUGGUUAAUAACAUGUGGAGGAAUAACAAUAACUGCAAAACAAGAAGAAGAAGAGGAAUAUUAAGACAACUUAUUCAAACCAAUAAAGUUAUAAAAAUGUACAUAUUAAAGCAAAAUAUAUGAUGAUGAUUCUCUGUAAAUGUACUUUAUUAUGUAAUUAAAAUGCAUCAUGAAUUGACUUUUAAAUGUAAACACUACUUUUUUUAUCGAACAUUGAUUUACAAUUAUAAACUGGGUGGUUCGGGCCCUGAAUGCUGAUUGGCUGACAGCCGUGGUAUAUCAGAUCGUAUGCCACAGGUAUGACAAAACGUUUAUUUUUACUGCUCAAAUUACGUUGGUAACCAGUUUAUAAUAGCAAUAAGGCACAUUGGGGGGUUGUGGUGUAUGGCCAAUAUACUACGGGCUGUAUCCAGGCACUUUGGGUUGCGUUGUGCAUAAGAACAGCCCUUAGCCGUUAUAUAAUGGCCAUAUACCACACCCCCCCCGGGCCUUAUUGCUUAAUUAUGUAACACUGGUAACUGUUGGGACGCAUAUAAAACUAAUAUAAAACACAUCAACACCAUGUAAGGAAUCAAACAGGCUACUCACUACAUGUUGUGAGAUUUACUCAAGAAUGUAUACCAUUUCAACAUUUAGAAAUAUAUUUACCAAAUGUAUUUCAUCAGAAAAGGGUUGUGGGAUGUAAAGGACCAAUUAGUGGAGGUCAACAUUUGUAAUUGUACUGGCCCAAUCAGAGUCCUGCAUCUGUGCCUGCUGUGUCUUAAAUGCUAAAUGUCAAUCAAUAAAAUCACAGUGUAUGAUAUUUUUCAAUCAUUGUUACUUCUAUAAGA
This is a messenger RNA of Oncorhynchus gorbuscha (pink salmon), 3839 nucleotides long. Its product is annotated as cilia- and flagella-associated protein 251-like. NCBI's taxonomy places the organism in Eukaryota, Metazoa, Chordata, Actinopteri, Salmoniformes, Salmonidae. The record is from RefSeq and is a predicted model, not a curated record. The coding region runs from base 308 to 1615 and encodes 435 amino acids. The transcript has 6 exons.